This is a messenger RNA of Laccaria bicolor S238N-H82, 3891 nucleotides long. Its product is annotated as sec7 domain belongs to guanine nucleotide exchange factors. NCBI's taxonomy places the organism in Eukaryota, Fungi, Basidiomycota, Agaricomycetes, Agaricales, Hydnangiaceae. Gene Ontology annotation, biological process: regulation of ARF protein signal transduction. The transcript is spliced from 6 exons. Gene Ontology annotation, molecular function: guanyl-nucleotide exchange factor activity. The record is from RefSeq and is a predicted model, not a curated record. Bases 1 to 3891 code for a protein of 1296 amino acids.
AUGGGCGACCAGACCUCGUCCGCCUUUGACUAUAAAUCACCGGAUUCAGUUCCACCUCCCCCAUACCCUAAUCACCUUGAUUCUCCGUUAAUUCUCGCAGAAACUAAAACGACCCGAACCAAAGUUGUCACCACAACAACUGAAACAACUACUCAUUUGUUGUCUCUCCCGGUUUGGAAAAAGCGUGGUGUCGUUGACUUUCAGCCUGACGCAUACCAACAACGUUCUGGCCUGUCCUCUCAAUUCUCGUCGGCUGCUUCUUUCAAGAUCAAUAAGGCGCUUCCUCCUACACCACCGAUCGAAAAAGAUGAUUCUGUGGUCUUAGCUGAUCCAGUAUCGUCGUUUUUUGUUGCUCAGCCCUCAACAAUCGUUCAUCCCUCACACUCAACGGCAGCAUUGGCUCAUGCGGCUCUGGGAAUAGGACUUCCCCAUGUGAUUCCACUGGCCUCUACGUCUCGCUUGUCGUCGGAAGUCAAUUCGAUCGUCUUUGCGGCAUCCCCUCCCCAGUCAAACGUUCGACUUUCUCCUAGCGUUCGGAGAGUAAAAAGCUCACAGAGGAUUGGUGCAAAAGGCUCCGCAGGGACGCUGGCGUCUAGCGAUAGCUCCCCAAUCAUCAACGAACGUAGAAGGUCACGCGGCUUGUCGUUUAGUGCGGUCUCAUUCCUCUCUUUCACGAGUUCAGACGGCAAGGGCAAGGAGAAAGAAAAAGAGGGGGUUACACAAGAUCCCUUGCAUACACCCCCAAAGUCUUUAUCCCGAAGAUCCUCCUUUUGGACCCGUAAAAAAAUACUUCCACUCACAAAUCUCCCAACUUCACCGACACCUCGUGAAGCUGCUUCUCCUGUUCUUCCCUCUGUCUCUCACCAGUAUCCUCAUUGUUCGUCUUUAGAGUUGAAUAACCAUCUUCCAAAGUCGUCAACACCUCCUCCCGAACAUCCCACCGCCGUUCACCAUCAACGUCGACUUUCAAGGAGUCGUUCCCAGAAGAUAGGAUUAUAUGAUGAUCUACCUUUAUCAUCUCAUGCGUCAUCGUCACAAUCAGCAAAUGUCUCUCAUGAUACCCAAACAUUUCAACGAUCCUCGACCUCUGCCCCUCCGACUCAGCCGACGCACAGUCAAAACAAAUAUUCGAAGGCUGCUUCUUUGGCGGGCAGUAGCGACCACCCUCAAUUUCCACGUCGACCUGGCCAAUUGCCAAGGCAGCGUGCACACACCAACCCUCCUCUCUUACACCGUCUAUCGUUGGGGGUAUUUUCAAACCAGGAAUCUUCUCCCCUGAGCACCACUGCGUGUUCACACAGCCCGUCUGUGUUUGACUCGAAGCUCAAAUUGCCGGGAAAAAUUCCCAAGCCUCUUGGAGAGAACGAAUCUCCGGAGUUGUAUCUCUUGAGGCUGCGAUCUGUUGUUAGUAAAGCUGAGAUGGCUGCGAUCUUGGCUUCCAGCGCAGACUCUUUCCAUGUCCAAACUCUUCGAGCGUAUAUCAAGCAAUUUGAGUUUCACAAUGACCCCCUCGACGUUGCCCUCCGAAAAUUGUUGAUGGAAGUCGGUCUUCCACGCGAAACGCAGCAGAUCGAUCGAGUAAUCGAAGCUUUCGCCGCAAGAUAUUUGGAAUGCAAUCCCAGUCUCUUCGUUUCAGAAGAUCACCCUUACGUGUUGGCAUUUAGUUUGAUUAUGUUGCACACUGACGCAUUUAAUCGUUCAAAUAAGAGGAAGAUGAACAAGGCUGACUACGUCAAGAACACUCGGCUCUUAGGUGUACCGCCAGAAGUUCUCGAGUGUUUUUAUGACAACAUCGUUUUUGCGCCUUUCAUAUUCAUCGAGGAUCCUUUGGAUGUCAACAGCCAACGAUGUUUGAGUUCGGAAACUCAGAGCAAAAAUUCAUCGCCUCCUAAGCCUUUAGCAUCGUCCAGCAAUGUACCAACACCUCUCCUUUCAAGAGGAAGUAAAAUUGAUCCUUACUUUCUCAUUACGAAAGGUCUUCUGGAUCCUUUGCGGGUUAACGUGGAAGCUUAUGUGCCAAAUCAAAGUCCUUAUUCGUGUGAAGGUACAGGCGGACCUUGGGACGAAGAAGAACUACAGCGUGCAUUCCUGAUGGCCGAUGUGGUUGAAGUCAAUUCAGCUGAUAUCACUCGGACGUCGUUCUUCAACAUCGGUGGUGCGGGAGGUUCUUUUAAUUCCGUGAGCAAUGGGGUUUCAGCACAAGCCGACCUCCCGCCUUCGGCUCCUCAGUCUCUAGCCCUUAGAGUGACAAAGGUUGGGCUGCUCAAUAGGAAGGACGAUGUUCUAGCAGGUGGUAGGAAAGCUUCCAAUCGAAAAUGGAAAUCGUGGAGUGUGCUUCUAACUGGCUCGCAACUACUCUUUUUUCGAGACACAACUUGGGCGACUGCCCUGUCAUCGCAGGAUAGUCCACCGGACGGUCGCAUCGCAUACCCCGAAGCAGCUCCUUUUCGUCCUGAUGAAAUACUUUCUGUGAAGGAUGCCGUUGCGGUUCACGAUGAGUUGUAUAUGAAGUAUGAGAACACCUUGAGAUUUGUUCUCAGUGAUGGACGUCAGAUCCUACUUCAGGCUUCCAACGAGCUCGAGCGGAACGAAUGGAUUACAAGGAUCAAUUAUGCCAGUGCUUUCAAGAGUGCUGGGGUUAGAAUGCGGCCUUUAAGAAUGUCCGGUAGGGACGUGGAGCUCACUGGCGUAGCUGCAGCCACUUCCCAUUUACACGACUUACAUCUUCAAAACUCGUCGCUAGUACCGGAACUGUAUACUUGGGAUAAGAGUGCCCCCCGAGAGUUGAUGGACAUGUUAUCAGGCGAUGAAGCUCCAACGACCAAACAACCGACUAUGAAGCGCAGGAUCGCUUUGAUGUACGGUGAUCACGUUGACCUCGACCCAUGUAUCGACCCAGAGCUUGUGGGCACUGAACAAUUCAUAGCAACCUUCCAAAAUGUCAAGGCAGAUUUGUCUGUUGGUUACCCCAUAUCCUUGGAGGAGGGUACGACGUUUUCGAAUCAACAUUGUUCUGUCAACUCCCCAGAACCACAUGCUUCAGCCAAGAGCAAUCCUCGCCUCCCGACGCGCUCAGAUGUGAUUCAGUUCAAAAUUCAAGAGCUGGAAUCAAGAAUAUCUGCAUCGCAAUCACAGCUGGACUCUGAUAUGCGAUGCAUUCGCAACAUUGCCAUUUUAACUCCGUUUCAAAGCGCUACUCGUGCCAAACUCCUGGUCACCGUCCAGGGGAUGGCCAAACGUAUAACUCAACUUCGCAUGAGUCUCGCGCAGCUUGUUUGCCAUCAUGCGGUCCUUUCAAAUGACCUUGUGGCAGAAAAUCGAUCUCUUAGUCACUCAAGGGAGCUUGCGCUUCACGCCGCGAGGAAAACUCUUCAGCGCCAACAGUCCAAAGAUAUACCACAAAUGACACUUUCUUUGCACGAUCAAUACCCCCUUCUUCGGCUCCCUUCAUCUGAAAGUUUAGAAAAUUCUGCCUCUAGACGACCUGAGUCUUCGGUGUGUGACUCUUUCCACUCUGCCAUCGACUUUGGCCCAGAUUGGCCAUCGUCGGAAGAAUUGUUAUCAUCAAACUUUCUUGAUACGCCUCGAGUAUUUGGCUCCCCCAAGCCUCCUCCUUCGUCGUCAUCUUUUUACAGCCAGUCUGCGCCAUCGAGUUUCAGCCAUGGCCAGCCAGCGUUAUGCGAACGCUCCUCUUCAUUUGAUACCAACGAAACUCAAGUAGACGACGGUCAGACAAGUUUUUAUAUAACGAGGGAGGACAACGAAGAAGCUGAGGCGUGGAACGAAACACGAUGUGCAAAGCGUGUGUCUCUUGUUCAAGUGCCGUCUAAUAUCCAUAUCUCAAGGGAGUAUGACCGAAGAGCUCAAAUGUCUUCCCUCUGCCGACAUUGA